GUAUAAAUUUGGGACGUUUUCCUCAUUGGGAUCAUUGAUUUGUCAGAAUAAACCCGAGCAACAGCAAGACGAUGAUUUCGAACAAACUUUGCGUCCUCAGCUUAGUGCUGCUUCUCUCCCUAGCACUCAGCUCUAGCGCCAGCAACAUCCACAGAUUCAACGCAGUCCGACUUUCCCUAGAUGUGUCAGGCCCGGGGGCCAAUGGUGCAACUGUAACUGCAACUGCUGGACCUGAUGUUACUGAAACUGCAACUGCUGGUUCUGAUGCAACUGUAACUGCAACUGCUGGACCUGAUGUUACUGAAACUGCAACUGCUGGUUCUGAUGCUACUCAAACUGCAACAGCUGGUUCUGAGGCCACUGCAACUGCCACUGCUGGUGCUCAUGUAGCUGUGACUUCAAAGGGGAUUGAAGGAAUUGCCAUCGGGAAACAUGUAUAUGGAAUAAGAGCCUAAAUUAAAUAAUCAAGUGGCUUGCCACUUAAAAAAACUAUUACAAAUUCAAAA
Molecule: messenger RNA, 506 nt
Organism: Dendroctonus ponderosae (mountain pine beetle)
Lineage: Eukaryota; Metazoa; Arthropoda; Insecta; Coleoptera; Curculionidae
Product: mucin-19
Exons: 2
Coding region: 72-455 (127 amino acids)
Source: RefSeq, a predicted model, not a curated record